GGAGCAUUGGAUCAAUGUCACCAAGCGGAGUAAUGUCAUCGUUACUAUAUCGCUGAGUGAACUGCCAUGGACUACGAUGGGUGUAUCCUUGCGAGGUGGCGUCAGCGUAGACUUGAGUUCUUGUUGCUCCUCAUAACAGCGCUCCGUAUAGUUGCUUUUCAUUCGCUGAAAGAGCGUGUUGUGGUCUCUCUAUUGGCUGAAAACAGAUCUUCCAUAAUAGCGGUAAUAAAGACAGCGCAAGUCUCAUAUCGACAUGGGCAGGAAGAGCGCUUUGGCGGAGCUCCUAGCCGACCAUCGGCGCCAGGAGGCCACAGAGGAGGCAUCUGCCGGCACAUUUGACCACGCAGCACCUCCGCCAUCGUCUCCUCUUCCCGUUGCGACGUCUACGAGCUAUGAACGAGCAGCAGAAGCCGCGCAAGCUCAAGCGUUCCAACCUCGCUCAUCCUCAUCUCAUUCUAGAGGUCGUCACGAGCGAGAUGCCAAGUACCGGAUGGAACGAGUGUACGAAGAGGUGUCACGCAGGAAAUCUCAAGUGAUUGCAGGCCCUGUAGCGCCCCGUAGAUCCUCUGAGACCGACAGUAGUGCCACUCCUCCGUCCGAUGCACCGCUUCCGAAGGCUGCAGCAGAGAAUGAAGGACUUCGCUGUACUCACCAAGCGCCAACAGAGUCUGUACAGGUCGAUGAGAAACCAGAUCCCAUUCAUUUUCUUCUACCAAGACCUAAAGACAGGAAACGACCUCGAGGAGGCAAGAAACGGGUGGGUUUUGCCGCAUCGGAGUACGAAUCAUCUUCCAGUCACACCGCAGGUGAUGUACAAAUCGAUAUGCUCAGUACAGAGGACUAUAGACACACUGAAGAUCGAGAUGAGCGUCGACAGAGGAGAAGAGAACGACAAGAAAGACGGAGAAAACGACGAGAGAAGGCCAGUCGAAGAUCCAGCAGUGACAGUGAUAAAGGAGCAACACUCUUGGAUGUGGAUGAUGCUACGGUACAGUAUAUCGACGCAGUACUGGUUAAACCAGAUCCGCAGGUCUUCAACAAGUAUACGAGGUUUUUCUUGGACCCAAAGUUGGAGACUCUGUACCAAGAUUUCACAGCGAUCUACUGGUUCGGACGUGCUCGCUGGCAUGUGGCACUAUGGAUGGCUGUGCAUUUAUUUGUAAACCUCGUCUUCUACGCAAUGCCGAGCUCUGGUUUCACAGGUAUGGAGCAGUUCAUCCUCUCGUAUGAUUCGCUGCCGACGAUUUUCCAGUGGAUCUACAUCCCCAUUGCGCUACCGUUUGCUGCACUACCGAACAAGUACAAUCCGUUCCAGACACGGUGGCGCAGCUGGGUGUGUCUUAUUAUCAUCUUUUUUAACCUGACAUUCCAGGUAUGGCUGGCAGAUGCCAGUCGACUAGCCACUAACGCCUACAUUCUGGUCGUCGAUGACUAUAUAUCAUGUGAAGUAUCGAAUCCAGAUCUCGCGUCUACAUUCGCUGGAUUAAAUAGCAGCUCAAGUGGCAUCAGCACUGCUACGAUCAAUAACGCACUGGCCUAUCUGGACGACGAGCAGACGAAUCUGGCCAUCAGUGUGACCCACAUGUGCUCGGAUGCGCUAGUCCAAACACUCGUAGGCUUCGCGUCGCUGUUCAGUUUCCUGUUUGUGAUCUCUAUCCGUCUGGAAUUCGUUCAAGUCGUGGUUGUGGGAGUCACCGGCGCCGCCAUCUACGCCAUUGUGGUGAGUGCGUUCGGUCUUCAAUUACAGUGGCUCAUCACGUUCACUUACGGCAUGGCGGUCGUGUUGCUGCUCAUUUUAUCGUACUCAACGGAUCGCACUAACCGCAGGUCGUUCCUUUCCAACUUCUUGGUUGAAAAAGAGAACGAGAACCUCAAAUCGUCGCUCAAACAAGCCGAGGCGGCACUACAGAAUGACGCUGCCCAUGCAGAUGAAGAGCGUGCAGUGGCUCGUGUAUUGGCUGCACCGGAGAUGCGUCACCUCGAGAUGGUUCACAUCCCAUUCGCUGAUCUCACUUUCCUUCAAGCAAUCGGUCGUGGUUCGAUGGGCGACGUCAUCAAGGCGAGAUAUUUCGGCACCAUUGUCGUCUGUAAGCGUAUGCGUCGUGAACACAUCGUUGAGUCCACUGGUAGUCGGAAUCGGAAUGGAAACCGAUACGCGUCUAAUGGAGACAGCGCGUUGGCGAGCUUCCGCGAUGAGAUCGAGCUCAUGUCGUGCUUGAGGCACCCGAACAUUGUGCAGUUUAUCGGUGCGAGUUGGGACAAUGCAUCGAACUUGUGCAUCGUGAUGGAAUAUCUAGAGAAUGGAGAUAUGCACAGUGUGCUGCACUCGGGGCUGGGCAAGAACUUUACGUGGGCGGAUCCUCUACUGAAGAUGGCGGUGGAUGCUGUACAAGGAAUGCUCUAUCUUCACUCGCAGGAGCGGCCAGUAGUGCAUCGAGACCUGAAAAGUGUCAACAUUCUUUGUUCGGCUACAUUCGGCUGUAAAGUGGGGGACUUUGGACUCAGUCGCAGAUACAAAAAGGAUGUCGACGCUCUCACUACGCUGGUGGGUACUCCGUUCUGGCUCGCUCCAGAAAUCAUCCGAAGCGAACGAUAUGGUCCCGAGGCGGACGUCUAUUCCUUCGGUAUUGUUCUCACUGAACUUGAAACGCGACGUACUCCGUAUCAUGACUUGGAGGAGACGGGACUGAAAGUGCUGAUGCGUGUGGCUCACAAAGGGUUACGACCUUCAUUGCCUUCUAGUUGCCUCCCUGAACGACGUAAACUUAUCCAAGACUGUCUUCGUGACACUCCUGUCCGCCGACCAACGUUUGCUCAAGUUUUGUCUCGCUUGCAAGGUCCUGUACUUCUCGAGAUCGAAGGUCACGUUGCAGCUCAACCGGAACUUGAACGCCGCGUACUACUGCGUCGAUACCAGGAACGUCGAAGUCUCUAAAGUAAACUAAUGACAAUUUUGAACAACACGAAAUUGUUUAUUGGAAACGCUGGAAUUCCUGACUUUGAAGCUCAAUGGGGACUUCGUAUUUCAUGUCGUGGGUUUCUUGAUGAAGCUCACGGGCAUCUGAUGCGACCAUUUCAGCCACGAGUUCUCGGAAUCGAACAGUUGGCGUCCAGCCAAGUUCGCGGUGAGCUUUCGACGCGUUGCCGCACAGUAGAUCAACCUCUGUUGGGCGGAAAUACACCGGGUCAACACGCACUACCACACGAUCUACGUCUGGUUCAUCAUCUUUAACGAUGACUCCGACUUCGUCCUUGGAGCCUCGAACACCCUUCCACGUGAUCGUUAAGCCUACGUGGGCGAACGCGAGCUCUACAAACUCACGCACACUAUGACACUCUCCAGUGGCAACCACGAAAUCCUCGGGAGUGUCGUGCUGUAGCAUUCGCCACAUACAUUCCACGUAGUCUCGAGCGUGGCCCCAGUCGCGCUGGGCGUCGAGGUUGCCUAUAAACAGGCAGCUCUCGAUUCCAGCGUGAAUACGCACCACGGCUCGAGUGAUUUUACGCGUGACAAAAGUUGGUCCGCGUCGAGGACUCUCGUGGUUGAAUAGAAUCCCGUUAACGGCGUACAUACCAUAAGCUUCGCGAUGGUUAACUACACUCCAAUAGGCAAAUUGCUUUGCCACCCCAUAGGGUGAACGUGGAUGGAAUGGUGUGUUCUCAUCCUGUGGUGUGGCUUGUACUUUACCAUAUAACUCGCUUGUAGACGCUUGGUAGAAUCUCGUGGAAUGCUCGAGGCCACAUGUUCGCAAGCUUGUGAGCAGGCGGAGAGCGCCUAAAGCGUCGACAUCCGC
Molecule: messenger RNA, 3794 nt
Organism: Phytophthora nicotianae INRA-310
Lineage: Eukaryota; Oomycota; Peronosporomycetes; Peronosporales; Peronosporaceae
Product: TKL/DRK protein kinase
Exons: 1
Coding region: 254-2935 (893 amino acids)
Biological process (GO): protein phosphorylation
Molecular function (GO): protein kinase activity; ATP binding
Source: RefSeq, a predicted model, not a curated record